UUGCUUUUUAUUUUAUUUUUUAAGGAACAUUUUUAUGAUACAGAGAGUGGUACUGGUUACCUUGCUUGGCGCCUAAAAACAGUGCAGCGCAAGACUUUGUUUCAAAGCAAGGAAGUAAAAGAAAAUAAAAAUGGAGGUCCAAGUUCAGUGAGAGAAAUUAUUCACCCAGAAGAACAGCUAACUGGAGACAGUUGCAGAGAAGCAGUAUCUUUCCUGACUCAUUGUUCAGAUAAAGUACUCAUUUAUGAGAAAAUGAGAAAAACAUUUCAAUACCGCCAGCAACUGGUGCAUAACCCAGAAAAAAUGACAUCUGUACUUUCUGUCUUUCUGAGAUUUUUGGAUACAAAAGGCUUGGUAAAUCAGGAUUUCAGUCUUUUAUUUGGCUCUGACACAUCUUCCAAAUUGCUUGAGAAGUGGGAUACCUGCUUUAAGUUUAAGAUUAUUAAAGAAGCGAGAUCUCUGACAGGUCAGAUGGCUGAUUUGAAUAUUCUGCUGAAGUGUGCAGAAUCUACCUUUGAUUUUGAAGAUCACGAAUCAUCAGGAUUUAUUGGUUGGGAUGCAGACAUGGCCUCAAUUUUAUUAUUAGUCUAUCUUUUGCCACCACCGGCUGGAGGAAAAAAAGUGCCAAAAAUCACCUCUAGUGGGGCUGUUGACCAUAUGGUACAGUUUCAUAAGUCAUGCUGCAGUAUUGAUGAACACCACAGCCAAAAUGAAGGUCGGCAGCCUUACCUUCUGGCAGUAGGAACAACGAAGGCCAAGAUUCAUGACUUUUAUAUUGUCCUGGACAAACAGCUUAUACCAUGUCAGGCAAGAAGUUCUUUGGGAGCAUUCGAUGAGCUUUUUAAAGCUCAUUUUGUAUUCAGUAUUUCCUAUGAUAAGGCCUUAAUCAAUGUAUAUACAUUCUUGCAAACAACUGUUUACAACAUUGAUAUUGGACAUGUGAGGGAAUCACCAAGGGUUAAAGAAUUAAGAGCAAAAAUAUUGAAUAAUUAAACUAAUUGAUUGCUGUUCAGUCAUCAUAAUGACAAAUAUGUUAAAGUGUUUUUCAUGCUUAGCAAAAUAUUGUUUAUAAUUCUUAAAGAUAAAAAGUGUUAUUUAAUUACAGUUGAAUUUGAUACAGUUUGCUUUGUUGAACAUCUUCACAGUUUUAGUGUGCAGGAAAGAGCUUUGAAAGAU
Molecule: messenger RNA, 1176 nt
Organism: Polypterus senegalus (gray bichir)
Lineage: Eukaryota; Metazoa; Chordata; Cladistia; Polypteriformes; Polypteridae
Exons: 5
Coding region: 253-993 (246 amino acids)
Source: RefSeq, a predicted model, not a curated record